Molecule: messenger RNA, 1469 nt
Organism: Zea mays
Lineage: Eukaryota; Viridiplantae; Streptophyta; Magnoliopsida; Poales; Poaceae
Product: Methionyl-tRNA formyltransferase
Exons: 11
Coding region: 54-1136 (360 amino acids)
Biological process (GO): conversion of methionyl-tRNA to N-formyl-methionyl-tRNA; biosynthetic process
Cellular component (GO): mitochondrion
Molecular function (GO): methionyl-tRNA formyltransferase activity
Source: RefSeq, marked validated
CCAAUCUUUUCUUUCCAGCCUCAAAUCCCGUUUUUCCCAUCCCGUGAAGAACCAUGGCACGGUACUCCCCACCGUCGCUGCGCUGCUUCUUCCGCUGCGCCGCCAGCUCCGCCUCCCGAGCCGUAGGCAGCGGCACUCGGAAGAAGAACCUUGUAUUCUUGGGCUCUCCCCAGGUCGCCGCCUCGGUCCUGGACAAGCUGCUGGGCGCGUCCGGCUCCCCGGAAUCCGCAUUUCAGGUGGCUGCCGUCGUGACGCAGCCGCCGGCCGCCAAGAACAGGGGGAGGAAGUUGAUGCCGUCGGCCGUCGCGCAGUUAGCGCUCGAUCGCGGGUUCCCAGAGGAACUCAUCUUCACGCCAGAACGAGCCCGAGAAGAGUCGUUCCUGUCGGCCUUGAAGGAAGUGGAACCGGAUGUUUGCAUAACUGCUGCUUACGGGAACAUUCUGCCCCAGAAAUUUCUUGAUAUCCCAUCGUGCGGCACAGUUAAUAUACACCCAAGUUUGUUGCCUCUAUAUCGUGGUGCAGCUCCUGUGCAGAGGGCACUGCAGGAUGGUGUUGCAGAAACAGGUGUUUCCCUUGCAUAUACUGUCCGUGCAUUGGAUGCAGGUCCAGUGAUUGCGUGUGAAAGGUUUUCUGUUGAUGAAUGUAUUAAGGCACCAGAGCUACUUUCUAUGCUGUUUCAUUUAGGAUCCAAGCUAUUGAUUAAUGAACUUCCAUCCAUUCUUGAUGGUUCGGCUAAAGAUAAGGCACAACCACAGGAUGACUCCAAAGCUACACUGGCACCAAAGUUAAAUUCUGAGGAGUCAUGGCUAUCGUUUGACGAAGAAGCUAAAGUGCUGCAUAACAAGGUGCGGGCAUUUGCAGGAUGGCCUGGGACGCGCGCAAAGCUGCAACUCAUAAACCAAAACAGUGUACCCGAUGUACUAGAGAUUAAGGUUAUCAGCACGAAGGUUUCAACAUCAUGUGUCAAAGUUGGAGAUGAAAACGAGAUACUAUUCUCUGGGAGCUCGUUGCUGAUUCCUUGCAGUGGUUCGACCUGGCUCGAGGUGUUGGAGCUUCAACUCCCUGGAAAGAAAGUAACAAAGGCACAAGAUUUUUGGAAUGGUUUGCGUGGUCAGAAGCUGAUGAAAUUGCCAUAGGGGGAUAUCUGCAUUCGCAGCACAGGAGUGUGCCUAUAUGCAUAGCAAGGGUUAUUGAGGUCAGUCAUUGCGCGAACAUAAGCAGGGUAGUGCUAGAAGCCUAUAUGCGGAGAUCUCGGUUUUAUGACUACCUUUUCCUUCUGGUAAACUUGGUGCUAUAAACUCGUAACUCAGUUACAUUAGGCAUGCCAUUUGUAUUGCUUCCUCAAUUUCAGAAAACACACUGCUGUAACUAUUUCAGUUAUUCAAUUUUUCACUGUCAUAACUGAGCUACAAACAUUUGAGAAAUAAUACAGUUAUGUGGUGAGUAAUAAGGCAAUAAUUUGCCGUACC